Messenger RNA from Lutra lutra (Eurasian river otter), 2447 nucleotides. It is a transcript of the gene ADHFE1, whose product is annotated as alcohol dehydrogenase iron containing 1. The transcript is spliced from 16 exons. Bases 37 to 1521 code for a protein of 494 amino acids. The record is from RefSeq and is a predicted model, not a curated record. Gene Ontology annotation, cellular component: mitochondrion. Lineage: Eukaryota; Metazoa; Chordata; Mammalia; Carnivora; Mustelidae. Gene Ontology annotation, molecular function: alcohol dehydrogenase (NAD+) activity; metal ion binding.
GAGGGGCGGAGGAGGGGCUACUGGAAGGAAGACUGCAUGGCCAUGGCUGCAGCCACCCGCACCCGUGUCGCGCACUUGCUGAGGCAACUGCAGCGAGCAGCAUGCCAGUGCCCAACUCAUUCUCAUACUUACUCCCAAGCUCCUGGAUUUGCACCUUCUGGGAAAACAACAGAUUAUGCCUUUGAGAUGGCCGUUUCAAAUAUUAGAUAUGGAGCAGGAGUUACAAAGGAAGUGGGAAUGGACCUACAAAACAUGGGUGCUAAAAAUGUUUGUUUGAUGACAGACAAGAACCUCUCCCAGCUCCCUCCCGUACAAAUGGUUAUGGACUCCCUAGUAAAGAAUGGCAUAAAUUUUAAGGUUUAUGAUAAUGUGAGGGUGGAACCAACAGAUAGAAGCUUCAUGGAAGCAAUUGAAUUUGUCAAAAGCAGAGCUUUUGAUGCCUUCGUUGCUGUCGGUGGAGGCUCCACCAUGGACACCUGUAAAGCCGCUAAUCUGUAUGCAUCCAGCCCUCACUCUGAUUUCCUAGACUAUGUCAAUGCCCCCAUUGGGAAGGGAAAGCCUGUGUCUGUGCCUCUUAAGCCUCUGAUUGCAGUCCCAACUACCUCAGGAACUGGGAGUGAAACUACAGGAGUUGCCAUCUUUGACUAUGAACACUUGAAAGUAAAAACUGGCAUUGCUUCCCGAGCCAUCAAACCCACACUGGGACUGAUCGAUCCCCUGCACACCCUGCACAUGCCUGACCGGGUGGUUGCCAACAGUGGCUUCGAUGUGCUUUGCCAUGCCCUGGAGUCCUACACUGCCCUCCCCUACCACAUGCGGAGCCCUUGCCCUUCAAAUCCUAUCACCCGGCCAGCAUACCAGGGCAGCAACCCAGUCAGUGACAUCUGGGCCAUCCACGCACUACGGAUCGUCGCUAAGUAUCUGAAAAGGGCUGUCAGAAAUCCUGACGAUCUUGAAGCAAGGUCUAAUAUGCACUUGGCAAGUGCUUUUGCUGGCAUUGGCUUUGGAAAUGCUGGUGUUCAUCUCUGCCAUGGAAUGUCUUACCCAAUUUCAGGCUUAGUGAAGACAUAUAAAGCAAAGGAUUAUAAUGUGGAUCACCCACUGGUGCCUCAUGGCCUUUCUGUGGUACUCACCUCCCCAGCGGUAUUCACUUUCACAGCACAGAUGUCUCCUGAACGGCACCUGGAAACGGCAGAAAUAUUGGGAGCUGACACCCGCACUGCCAGGAUCCCAGAUGCUGGGCCUAUUUUGGCAGACACACUCCGGAAAUUCUUAUUCGAUCUGGAUGUUGAUGAUGGCCUAGCUGCCAUUGGUUACUCCAAGGCCGAUAUCCCUGCAUUAGUGAAAGGAACGCUGCCCCAGCACCUGCUGUGCCUGGGACAGUGGUUUCUGCACAGAGACCCUCCCCUGGCCGAGGCUGCUGUCCAAUGGAGUUUGGAAAGGGUCACCAAGCUCGCACCACGCCCUCAGUCAGAAGAGGAUCUGUCUGCUCUGUUUGAAGCUUCAAUGAAACUAUAUUAAUUUUCAUUCUCGCUGAUAGAAUUACCACUGGCCAUCACAGUCCUAACAACAGAAGCCAAGCUAGCCAGAACUGUCUUUUCAACUCCACAUAAAACAUACCUGUUACCAGUUUUGAAUGUAAUACAAACUUAUCCUGCAAAAGAUUCCCUGUGCUCAAAGUCAAGCUACUUCCAUAAAACGGUGGGAAAAUGACCACUAUGUCAGACCUUGGGCUAGACUUUAAGGAUCCAUGUUCCUGCCCCAAACCCCACAGAUUGCCACUGCUCUAUUUACCAAAUGGGCAAAAACUCAGUAUCAAAAACAUAAAUGUACAUAUCCUAUGCCCAGUAACCCCAGUCUAGAAAUUUAUCCUACAGAAAUACUAGCACAAGCAUGUUAAGAAGUAUGUCAAGGAUGUUUCUGGCAGCACAUUUCCUAAUAAAAAAUAUGAAAGAACCUAAAUAGUCACUAAUAGUAUAGAGAUAAAUCACAGUAUAUUAAGUAAUGGAAUGCUAUAGUGCUAUCAGUAAGAAUGAGAUAAAUCUAUUGGAAAUAUGCCUGUGAUAUACCACUAAACUGGAAAAAAGCAGAACAAUUAUAUCUUUACAUGGUCUGACUUUUACUUACUAAAUUAUAUAUAAAUAUAUGUCUAGAGAGACAGAAAAGGAGACAUGUCAAAAUAUUAAAAUUAUCACUGGAGAAAUGGAAUUUGGGGUAUAGAGAAUUGAGAAAAUAGUCACUUUGUGUUUUAUACUUCCUGUUUUUAUUUCAUCAACAUCUAUAUUGUUUGGCUUUGUUACAACAAGCACAUUUUCUGAUUUUAAAAGGGCCAAAGAAAUAAAGGGGCAGAACAGAAAAAUUCCACCUCAUUGUUUUAGGUCAGAUUCAUCUUAAUUUAUAAAAGUACUAGUAACUAAUAUUUAAGGAUUAAAACAGACUCAAAGAGG